This is a messenger RNA of Phytophthora sojae, 3030 nucleotides long. RefSeq lists its product as hypothetical. Gene Ontology annotation, cellular component: cytoplasm; nuclear matrix; nuclear pore. Lineage: Eukaryota; Oomycota; Peronosporomycetes; Peronosporales; Peronosporaceae. Bases 1 to 3030 code for a protein of 1009 amino acids. The transcript has 2 exons. The record is from RefSeq and is a predicted model, not a curated record. Gene Ontology annotation, biological process: tRNA re-export from nucleus. Gene Ontology annotation, molecular function: tRNA binding; small GTPase binding.
AUGGCGGACGUGGCCGAGUUCGAGCGCGCGGUGCUCAUCGCCUUCCACUUCUGCGCCGCUGUCAAGGCCCAGGCGGACGGCUGGCGCGCCGAGCUGCAGCUCUUCGAGCACUCGGAGCACGAGCAGGUCAAGUUCUACGCGCUGCAGGCGCUGCAGGAGGCGCUGGCCGCUGGAGUCGCGGACGACGUGGCCGUGGCCGUGAGGGUGGAGCUGCUGGCCUGGCUGCAGAGCCAUGUGGCCUACGUCGAGACCAAGGCGCCGUACCUCAAGACCAAGCUGGCCGUCGUCGUCACGCUGCUCAUCAAGAGAGACUACCCGGACCGCUGGCCCACGGCCUUCACGGAGCUGCUGGCGCUGCUGCCGCAGGGCGCGUCCAUCGUCGAGAUGUACUUUCGCAUCCUGCAGGCCAUCAACGAGGAGAUCGUCGAGUUCGACGCGCAGCGCACGCAGCAGGAGGCCGCGCACAAUAUGCGGAUCAAGGACGCCAUGCGCGAGGGCUCGUGCAUGCGCGAGAGCUUCGACGCCAUCGCGCGCGUGCUGGUGAACGCGGAUGCGAGCGACGUCAUGCGCGUGCUGAGCGCCAGCGCGCUCGAGACACUCAAGAGAUACAUCAGCUGGGUGGAUAUCGGACUCGUGGUGAACGACACGCUGUGGCCGCUGCUGAUCAAGUUGCUGAGGGAGAGCGAGACGUUCCGCUGCCAAGCGGCCAACUGCGUGUUCGAGGUGAUUGACAAGGGCAUGACGCCCGAGAAGAAGCUGGCCAUGCUGCAGCAGCUGCAGAUCCUCGAGAUGCUCGCGGCCCUGCCGAUUCGUGAGGAUGACGAGUUUGCGGAGGAAAUUGGAGAGGUGAUUAACGCGGUGGGACUGGAGCUCGUGACGUGCAUGGACGCCUUCCGACACACGAACCGGGCCGACUUGCUGCAGGCCAGCGGCGCGAUGCUGUGCCAGCUGAUGCCACUCGUCUGGGAGCUUUUCGCCCAUGAGUCGAAGGAUGUGUCGGAGGAGGUUUUCGAAAUUGUGAAUGCGGUGGGCGGCGCUAUGCUGCGCACGGAGACUCAAGCAGCUGGCAAGCCUCAAAGCGAGGCGGAAGUUUUCCGCCCGUCGGAGUUUGUCCCGCAGAUCCUGCACGGAAUUUACCGCCAGACGCGGUUCCCGGAAGACUCUGACUCGGACGCUGCUGAGUUUGAAGAGUACCGACGCAGUCUGUACACCAUUUUCCUCAACAUCGUGCGCCAGCGACCGCACGACACACUUGUGUUCCUCACCAACCUGGCGCAGAGUCUGCCGGGCCAGUUUGCCGAAAUCGACCCCCGCGACCUCGAGAGCUUCUUGUCCCUUGUGCACCGAUUUAAGGAGGGACUCGCCGCGCUGAAGGCUGUUGCUGUUCCGUUCAACGAGCCCACGAGCCCACUCACGCUUAUGGUUGUGCAGAUCCACAGCAGCAUGCUUGCCGCGUCUUCCACUGCAGCGUCACUGCACCCGAAGGUUCUGCUCACGUACUACGAUCUGGCCGUGAGGUACAGCAAGGUGCUGCAGAACGAGUCGGCGCUCAUUCCUGCUGUCCUGCAAAUGAUGUUUGGCCCGCAUGGACUCGCUCACCCGGCAGCUCACGUUCGAUCCCGUGUGUGCUAUCUGUGCCUGCGUCUCGUGAAGGCGAUUGGUGCCUCGGUUAAUCCGCACGCCUCCAGUAUCCUGACUGCACUGCAGCCUCGCCUUGCGAUUGCCACGGAAAUUGAGGAGAUCGAAAGCCAACACAACCCGACGUACCUGGCGUACGAUGACCAGUUGUACCUGUUUGAGCUCGCUGGUCAGAUUAUCGCCUCGCUCGUGCUCCCUGCGGAGACAACUGGUAUGAACGCAAAGGAGCUCCGGUACCGCUACACGAUCGCUGUGCUGGACCCGUUGCUGCAGGGCUUGAAUACGACAUUGAAUGAAAUGGCAAACGGUGCGCUGACUGACGAGGACUACAUUAUUGAGCACUGUGCCUCUCACCUGAACGCUAUUGCUCACGUGCUCAAGGCGUUCAAGGGCACAGACUGCAUGGUGAACCACCAGGAGACGUUUACACAGGUGCUCACAGCCACGGCGUGCGUUCUUCGUGCGCUGUCCGGUAGCCAGCGCGUGCGUUCGAAGGUGAUUUUCACGCUGCACCGCUUGACUACCGUACUGGAUCGCGAGCACUUCUUGGGCAACGUGCAGGAGCCUCUGCAGACGCUGAUGAUGGGCUGCGAGCAGUCCGAAGUUGUGGAGAUCGUUCAGCUGGUGGACCAGCUUAUUAUCAAGCACAAGCAGGCGCUGGGUGGCUUCCUGGACAAGACGACGCUGCCGUUCGUGCAACACUUGUGCGCGCUGAUGCCGGAGCGAAGCGCGGUUGCGAGCGGCGAGACUAAGGACGCUCCGCAGCUUGAGCGUGAAGCCACACAGAAGUAUCUAUACACAUUCCUGCUGCACCUCGUCACCCACGGACUGGACGCGGUCUUGAUCAGCGCCCAGAAUGUUGCGCAGCUGGAGAACAUGCUGCGUCUUGUGCUGGAGGGUUGUGCCGAGGUUCAAGACGCAAACAUCAAUCGCGCCUGCUUUUCGAUCGGAAGCAUGCUGGUGGAGCGCUGGAUCAGCAACGGAGCCGCUCCGUCUCCCGCGAGUGAAGCGUCAGGAGCUGCGACUGCGGCCACGUCGGCGGCAUCUAUCGCGUUGCGUGCUGAGCUGCAUGCCGAGCUGUCGGCCGAGGGCAGGGCGCGCUUCACGCAGAUUGUGGUGCAGGACUUCACGCGUGCCAUGUUCGCCGUGACCAAGCUGCGCCACUUCGACAUUGACGACAUGCAGACCAUGCUGGCCGUGAAGGAGAUCGUCAACAUGCAGGCCGUGUUGGUGGGAGCGCUGGGCGUCGAGUACCUGACCUUCAUGCGGGACGUGUUCCUGCCGUCGCUGGGCUGUCCGCCGGAGCUGGCCGGCCCGUACACGGAGCAGGUGGCCACCGGAGACCGCAAGAAGAUUCUGGCCGCGUACAAGGCGCUGGUGAGCAAGAUGUAG